AUGGCUGACAGCGCGGAGCCCGCCGCCGCCCCGGCCGCUGCCCCUCCGAGCUCGGCGGCGCAGCGGCAGCAGGCACGGCCGGGCGGCGCCCCCGGCGCGGGGGAGGAGGGCGCGGCGGCAGCCGCGCCGCGGCUGGCGCUGGGCGGCCCGGCGGGGGUGUCGCUGCCGCGGCUGGAGAAGCCCAUCAAGCAGGCCUUCUACAACACUGGGGCGCUGCUGUUCGCGGGGCUGUGCUGCGGCGCCGCUGUCCUGGUCUACUUCAUCCUGGAGGCCUUCCUGCGGCCGCUGCUCUGGGCCGUGCUCUGCGGCACCUUCCUGCACCCUUUCAAGAGCUCGCUGACGGCGCUGGGCCGCCGCUGGCUCGGCCGCCUGCACCGCUCCCGCACGCCUGUCCUGCUGGCCGCCCUGCUGCUGCCUAUCUGCUUCGCCAACUACGGCGUGGAGGCGCUGGGCGAGCAGGUGCUGCGGCGGCGGCGGCUGCUGCUGCUGCUGGGCGCCGGGGGGCCGCUGUUUUACGGGCUCUACUGCCUGGGCAGCUCCCUGGGCGUGCAGGUGCUGCUGGCCCAGGCCGCCCGUCUCAUCUGCCAGGGGCUGGACUACUUCAGCAGCCAGUGGAUAUGGACCUUGGUACUUGGUUACCUGUUGAUGGUUUCAUUCAAGUGGAAUCUAAGCACCGAACGUUACUUAAAAGCAGUCUCGGUCCCUGUCUGGAUUAUGCUGCUGUUUCAUGUAGCUUCUGUGGCUGGUUCCUGGAGAAUUCCUGUGUUUCUGGUUAUAGUUGUUCUGAUGACUGUAGGCAUGUUGCAUGAACAGCAGAGUGGAAAGAAGUCUUCUGGGGCAGAACUUCCCGGUCAGGUGAUUUCAAUUGCUGCUUCAACAAUUGCCAUGGCAAUAUCAAUUACAGAAGAUGAGUCAAAUAACAAACGCUCCUCACAACCCUCAGAAGCAGCAGAAGGCGAUCAGCCUGCACAUGCUUCAUCAUCUUUCUCCUCCUCUUCGUCGUCUUCAGGGAGCAGGCAAAGGCCUGAGAUUGGAGCUUUUCUUAGAAAAAAGAAAACGAGCGAUAUUUACUUUGUUACACUUGUGUGGGCCAUUGCUGUUGUGCAGAUAUGGCUAAACUUCUGGAUCGUGCAGCUGUUGCCAGUGCCUUUUGCAGUUUGGGCACUUAAAAAACUUGUGGUCCAUUUUGGAAUUUUGAACUUCAUGGCAAACCGUUGCAGUAGUUGGUGGCAACUUGUGGAAAAUUUUGUGAUGGAGCGUCAGGAAGCUCUUGCUCCACGGCCUAUUAGAGGGCUUGGAAGAGUCAUGCUAAAGCUUGACAGUAAGCUGUGGCACUGGCUUAAUAAGAAGAUGAUCGUAUGGUUGGAGAAAAUGCUAGAUAAAAUAAUCAGCAUUUUCAUAAUAUUUUUGCUAGUCAUAGGAACCCUUCUGCUAGCCCUGCUCCUUACUGCAAAGGUACAUCAAGAGAGCGUUCACAUGAUUCAAGUCACUAGCAGCUUGAUCAAUGAGACAGUAGCCAGUCACCCAGAAUGGGCAAACUGGCUCCCGGAAGCCCAGGUUAUUCAGAAGGCACUCAAUUCAGCAGCUAAUAAUGUAUAUCAAUAUGGCCGAGAAUGGAUUACACAUAAGCUCCAUAAGAUUUUAGGAGAAAAAGUGAACAACACCGCUGUGAUUGAAAAACAAGUGCUGGAGCUCUGGGACAGGCUUUAUCAUUCUUGGUUUGUGAAGAAUGUUACACAGGCUGGAAGACAUAAAGGACACAAAUGGCAUAUAAACCGUCAGAACAGCUGGCUUGGUGAUAUUCUGGACUGGCAAGAUGUUGCGUCAUUUGUUCAUGAUAACAUUGAGACGUUUCUUUCAAUCCUGGAGUCUCUGUGGAUAGUGAUGAGUCGCAAUGUGAGCCUCUUGUUUACCACAGUGACAACAUUAGUGACCAUUCUCUUCCAUAGUGGGACAGCUCUUCUCAAUUUCGUGCUGUCAGUGGUGAUUUUCCUGACCACACUAUUCUACCUAUUGAGUUCCAGUGAUGAGUACUACAAGCCAGUAAAAUGGGUGAUUAGCCUGACGCCUUUGUCUCAGCCAGGUCCCUCCUCAAACAUAGUUGGCCAAUCAGUGGAAGAGGCAAUAAGAGGUGUAUUCGAUGCUUCUCUCAAAAUGGCUGGGUUCUAUGGACUCUACACUUGGCUGACUCACACAAUAUUUGGGAUUAACAUAGUCUUCAUACCAUCUGCAUUAGCAGCAAUCCUUGGAGCAGUUCCAUUUCUGGGGACGUACUGGGCAGCUGUCCCUGCGGUCCUAGAUUUGUGGCUUGUGCAAGGACAAGGAUGUAAAGCCAUUUUGCUCUUGGUUUUUCACCUGUUACCAACCUACUUUGUAGAUACAGCAAUUUAUUCAGAUAUAUCAGGAGGUGGUCACCCUUACCUGACUGGUCUUGCAGUAGCCGGUGGAGCAUAUUACCUGGGGCUGGAAGGAGCCAUCAUAGGACCAAUUCUGCUUUGUAUACUCGUGGUUGCCUCCAACAUAUAUAGUGCCAUGUUGGUGAGUCCAACAAAUUCAGUGCCCACCCCAUCACAAGCAGCAUGGCCAUUACAGAUUUACUGGUCAUCUAGGGAGAGUCCUGAGGAGAUGAAAACAGCUGCAGAAUGAUGUAGAUGCUGUGCUGCACCUAUUCGACAUGAGAGAAUCACUCUGCUGUCUUGAGUCCACAGCAGCCAUGGCCUUCUGUCCCUUUUCAGCUGUGCCUAGGGGCAGCUCAGAGGGAAGCACAGUUUGGUUUUUAGGAGAAGCCACCUCUUGAACAUCUGCUGGCUUUACAUUAUUGUGCACUUUCUCUCUUCAAGAGAGACUGUCUACUUCCCAUGGCUUUGCAUACUAACACAUGGUUCAAUCGCCUCAUUUGUAGACCUUUUGUCUUCAGAAAAAGGAUGGUUAAGAGGACAGGUAUAUCCACUGGAGUCAUUAUGCUAUCUGCUGAAAUGACUAACUUGGCUUUUAUUUAUUUGGUUAUUUGUAUUAUUAAAUUGUAGUAGCUUUAAAGAAAUCUUAUUCCAAAAUAUUUAUUCUCAGUUGGUGUUUUAGCUGGUGGCUAAAAGAUGUAAGCCACUCGUUGUUAAACAAAAAUAGAAUACAAUUAUUUGCUGCUCCUGAAAGUGUUUCUUUAGAGACUUUGACCAUCACAUCAAUCCGUAACACUUAAAUAUUUUUCUCUUACAAGCACUGAAGUUUAAUGUUGUUGGAGACUGGUGUUUCUAAUAUCUUCCUGAAAUUAACAGACUUGCAAAUUGUUAAAUGUGAGGUUUCCUCAUACCAAAAUGGGAGGACUUGUUUAAAUUGUUUUACCAUCCAAUGGAGUUGUCUUCUCAACUAGAUUUAAUCAAAGGCCUUAAAUGUUUUCAGGCAGCGAUAACAUAAGAUUGUCACAUCUACUUCCAAAAACAGGAAGAGGUUGAAGGGAGCUUUAAUAUUGUUUUGUAAAUGCAGUGGCUGACUUCAGGUUACUUUUCAAAGAAAUUUAAGCUUGUUACCAAAGGGGGAGGGUCCACCUACCCCCCAUAAGCCUCUGGACAAAUAGCUUAAGAAAGAAACCUUAAAUUCCAGAAAUGGGGUGUUGCCUAGGUUGCAGAAUCAAAGUACUUUAGUGCUUUCCUUCCAUAUGUAAUUUUGCUUAAAUUGCAUUUUUGGUGGUAUUCAAGACUUUUCCUAUUGGUUGUUGAAAUAUUUUGACGUAACAGAUCUUUAUACCUUUGAAAAUAGGAAGUGUUUUUUUGGUGGAAAUUUCAGACUUGAACAGCUUUUCCACAAAUGCAAUGAGGCCCUAGGUACAAAGUAGCAGUUGCACAUGCUUUAACCAAAGAACCACCUUUCUGUUCUUAGUGAUGUAUCUUGAAUUUAUUCCAGAGCUUGAUCGACAGUGAUUUGUACAAACUGACUGAACUGACUGAUACUGAUUGAUACAAAAUACAGGCAUGCUUUGCAUUUAUUGUUUGCCAUAAUUUAACUGUUGAUAUACUAAUCUAUCCUUAUCUAGGGAUAAGGCGAUCUAAAUAAGGGUAGGAUUGUAUGCAAACAGUUCUCAGUAAUUUAGAUGUGUUUUACUCGUGUGGCAGGGAUGUUGAGAGAUUUGGAAGGGUCUUAUUGUCAUGACAACACAUUUUUAGAUGAUUUCUAAAAAUAUAUUGCCAUACAAAGUGGGCUGUAAAGUAGUCUGAUACUAACUAAACAAGAAAGUUCUAUUAUAGUUUUGCAAUAAAUCCCAAAAUACUCAACACAGUCAUUUUAAUGUAUUGUUAUAGAGUUCUUUGGGGUUUUGUUUUCUUAAAGUGUUUUUCUUCUUCCUGCCCUUCACUGAUCUCCUUAGAUCAAAGAAGGGUCUGUGCUGUGAAGAUGAAAUUAUUUUUCAGACACAAGUAUCUUCAAUAAUGGCAAAGCAGUAAAUGAGCUGGGAAGACAUGUUUUUGUUCUGAAAUAUUCCUUUCCCAAUGUGAAGAGAAAUUAUUCUGUAUGGAGAAUUCAUAUCUGAUGUAAUCUCUUAGCUUGUUUGCUUUGAAAUGAGUCUUUCUACUUGAUGCUUCUUGUUUCAAAUUCAAUGAAGACUUACCAUGAAGAAUCUUCUGUAAUACAAUGUUUAUCAGUAAAUGUAGGUUGAGGAUCUGAUGCUAUGUGCCAUGUCUGAUUGAAGGAUAAACUGUAUGGCGUAGUGGGGGUACAGCAAUGGUAUACUGCCAAAAAGAAAAAGAAGAAAAACCCAAAACUUCAGUAACACCUUCUUAAAAUAGGAAACAGUCACUGAAUUUUGCUACUUUAGGGUUUGUUUUUUUUUUUUAAACUUAUGGAAAAGCAUACCUUGAUUAUUUAGGGUUUAUUUUUAGCAAGUGUCUAAUUAUCAGUAGAAAUGGAAGAACUUGCUAUUUGGUAUUUAACAGCUCCAUGUUCUUCCCUGAAAAGACCCAGCCUCUUUAAGAACAGUUUAGUCGAAAUCAGUCUCACAUAAACUUAAAUGACAAAACUGGUUAUUUUGACUUUUGGCAACUUUAACGUACCAGUUCCUGGUUUUACUGCCUUGUCUGCAAAAGCAACCAGUAACCACAUGAGAUUAAGUUUUUAGAUAGCUUGUGGGUUUCAAAAAGAAAGGGGGGGGGGGCGGGGAGGAAGGAUCCUUACACACCCACUUUUGCAGUGGCAUUGAACUGUAUAGUUUCCUUAGCAGAGACCAUAUUUUACGGAGUUCUUGUAGUGCCUAGCACAAGAAGUUGAUGGUCUUUAGCUUUACUGUAAACAGUCAUUCCAGGAGUAGGUAUUUACUUGUAUUUGGUACAUUUAGUAUUCAGUUUAGAACAAAACAAUUUAAAAUUCAGAAAGGAAUGCUUAUAGUAGUAAAGCAAAACAAUGUGAUCUCAUGGUAUUGCAAAAUACAAUUAUGUUCUAUUUUAUCAUUCUCUUGUAGCAAGUCAGGUUUGUUGCAAGCAAGUGGAAUGCCAAAGGGCUAGAGAUAACUGAUUUUGCACAGAGUAUAAGUUAGCUCUUCCUGCUGAAAUAAGUUGCCUCUGGGCAGGAUUUACCAGUAAAUUUUUGGGCAAUUCAAAGGUGAGCUAAUCUGGUUUUACUUUCUUUACUUUAUCUGAACAUUACUGUACUGUAGCAGAGUUAGAAGUAAGUGUGCACAAGCUUUUCAGUUUCUCCAGUUUACAGCUCAGCAAGUUAACUUCAGGUCACUGUGAGUAUUGGUUUAGUUGAAUACAUGGGGCAACAAACUGCAGUGAGUGAGAACAUGGCACACGUUCGCUUCUGCCAGCCUUGCUACAACAUGGUGACAUUCAGCACAGACAUAGCAUGACCAGUUACUUACAGCCAGGGGGCAGUGAUGGUUUAAUUUGCAACACUGCUUUUUAAAACAGCAUCUUUAACAUUAUAGUCAUACAUAUCGUAUGCAUUUUUUCAGAAAUUAAGUUGAUAUCCACAGCGUCUAAUAUUGGAGAGAUUUUUUCCAUGCACUAUGGUAUGUAUUUUCAGCUCAUCUAAAAGUACCUUUUAGUAUGUCUCAUUUCCAAAAGUAUGUGGAUUUUAAGCCUUUGGAGAGGAAGAUGUACUUGUGUAUAUUUUGUUAGCGAUUAUUGUAUUAGGAAAUCCAUAACCUGUUUAAUCUAACAAAUAGAAAAACAAAAAAGCUCUGCAUAUGGAAAAUUGGACUGCUGUCUCUGGCAUUAGACAUUGUGGUUAUCAACAUAACUUCUGAAAAAGGUGUAUGGUAUGUAUGGCUGUGAUGUUAAAUGUUAUCUUUUUAAAAGCCUGAAAAUACAAAAAUGAAUAAAACAGCACACCGGUAAAAGUGACAGCAAAAUUGUUGUGUUGCUUAAUGCCUAGCCCUGGAGGCAGAGUAUUGCGUAGAAUGCUGCCUCUCCUGCAGACCUGAUAUAGUAAGGAUGGGAAAAUAACCUUAUUCUACUGGACUGUAUGGCUUUGCAUCAGUGGUAGGAGAUGCUCCUGCAACCGCCUUUAUUCAAACAUCAUGUUCAUGUUACUGGCUUAAGUCUCUCACUACAGAGAGUUCUGUCUUUAUGGAAGCUACCUCUGGAAACAGCUACAGCUUUCCUCAGAAGAUGCUGAAAGCUGUCAGGAUUAGAGUUGGUAUUCAUUGUAUUUAAUAAUGGAGUAGCAUUGUUCUUCUAGAGAUGCAGUUGUUUUCUCUGAAGUUUGCAAUUUUACGAGAGAACAUCAGUUUCCCAAUUGAAUAAUCAUUAUUUAAGUCACAAUUGGCAUCUGUUAAAUGCAUGGAUGUAUCAUCUUUAUAAAUUCUAUAUUGGCUUGUAUUUUAAAGAUGGUUUUAUUACUAUUUCUUACAUUUUUGGGGGAAACCUCCUUUGGCAAGUCAAUUCCCUUAUUUCUAGUUCUACAGAACUAGAAUUGCCUAGCAUCUCUUAACAAAGGUUACGGAGGUUUGAUCUUUAACAUGUUAUUGUUUUCUGUCCUUUUUAGUAAAAUAACUUAACGCUUUAUAGUGUGAAAAAAAAAAGAAAAAAAACACAACCCUCCAAAAGCAUUUUUUUAGUGAUAAAAUUGGAAAUUAAAAAGCAUUGCAAUCUGGGAAAUGAGCCUGCUAUUUUGAAACCAGAAAUGAUGCCAGAAGUGAUGAGCAUAUUCAGGGAUAUACAUUUACAAACCCAAUGUGGCAUAUUGAUAUGAAGUAUUACAUAUGAAUAUGAACAAUGUCUGUCUUGUAUUCAGAUCCUAACUGAAAUUUUGUCUUAUGUUUUUUAAGAUACCUGAGAACAAAAUAGUGCCUAUAUUUAGGGAAAACAAGCAUCACUUUCUGGAAUUAAUGUUUACUUGAUAAAGGCGGGGGAGAGCUAAGCAAAUAUUGCUAGGGUGACCAGAACUGUUUUGCUGUAGUUAAUAUAAAGUUGGGAAAGGCUGAUGUUUCCUCUAGUAAGUUAUGGCUAAGAACUUACUGGUCCUGGAGGUAUUUACAAACAUCUACCAAAGAGCUGCCAAAAUUAAUAGGUCAUGAAAUAUCAUGUCUUCCGAUCCCCAGAGUCUCUUAAUCUCUUCCACACCUUGUCUGGUACUUUGUUUUUAUCUGGUGUAGGAUAGGAUAGUAGUGCUUUGUGCUAUCUUGAGUUAGAUGCAGAGAUCCGUAGGGCAUGCUUUGAAUGUCUGUACUGAAACAGUAUGUGCAGUUCAGGAAAGAACUGCUAUUUGACAAAUUCUAUUGAAGUUGAUAUUAAAAGUAAAUAUAUUCUUAGUGUGAUCUGCAUACGGAUGGACUUGGGCAAGCGUAAUUCAUACUGUAUUGAAUUGCAUAUUAUUCUGUGCUCGAUAUAGCACUAUGUUGUGAUACUGAAGCUAGAUUUGAGGUAGAAGCAGGGCAUACUCGCUUGUACCAGGAUGCAUUUACAGGCUAAUAAAGACAGCAUGAAUGUUCUAGCAUCUAUUUAUAUGUCUGAAGGAUUUUCAGCAUGGUGAUUUCGAAACAAAAGUGUUGAUUCUUUUUUCCCUGCCUCAAUUUUUGUCACUUGACUGUUGUAUACAAUGAUCCAAUGAGGACCUAGAGUGAAAGAAAUUUUUCCUGGUAUUGUUGCAGGUUAAAUGUAAGAGGCAUCACAAAGCUAAAAUGCAGCUACAGAGCAGAAUUUCAUUAAGUGUAAGAAUCUAGGCCAUAGGGCUGGAAAAUUAAAAGCCCAGUUUUUGGCCUCCUUUUUGCCAGUCUCAGCCCAAAACCGAAGUUUUUUCAAGCAGUAUCAGAAAAAAUGCUUUCUUGUUUAUAACUUAAUGGCUGUGUAAAUGGAUGUCUUCAUUUUCCAGUGUUAUCACUGAUAUAUUUUGCAAGCAUUCAAUUUGUUCAGAUUGUUACAUUUAAAAACAAAGUGUAUAUCAUUCAGUGAUGGUUGGAAAGAAAUCUUUUUGUACUAAGAGGUGAUUAUAUAGGGGUAUAUGUGUUAACUAACAUUUGAAGUUUUGGUAGGAAGACUAGCAAAGGUUUUUUUUUUUUUUGCUUUUUUUUUUUUUCUUUUCCCCCUCUGAUACCCGAAACUUAACCAAAUCCAAAGAAACUUUUGACAUUGGGUCCUAAGAGUGGCUAGACUCUACAUCUAAAAGUAGAUCUCUUGUAUUACAGAGCACAGGUUGUUCUAAACUGUUCAUUCCUGCCAAGAACCUGUGGGGAUUUGGAGCAAUAACUACUAUUGUCCGUUGACAUGAAUUUGUCUGUAAAUUUACAUGUCACACAUUCUCAGAAUGGAAUUAUGUUCAGAAGUAAUGUUGCCAUAAUUGGUUUUGGUACAGUACCUGUUUCUGCAUGUAUAAUACUGAAAAUAUAACCCCUGUGUUCAUUUUGUGGCAGAAUAAGAAAUGUGAGUUAAGACUGAGGAGUGCUCUUCUAGACUACAGAGUUAUUUAAUUAAUUUUGAUUGUAUGCACCAGUCCUCUUCCUAAUAAAAAGGAUUUUUGUAGCAGGUAUAAAAAGCUUUUAAUCUACUACUGUAUUCACACUGCAGUCCUUUGUAAACACAGAAUGUUUAAUAUAUUUUGAAAUAAAAUGCUGUUAAUGUAAAGAAAACUGAA
Messenger RNA from Dromaius novaehollandiae (emu), 9057 nucleotides. RefSeq names its product transmembrane protein 245 (gene TMEM245). The transcript has 18 exons. NCBI's taxonomy places the organism in Eukaryota, Metazoa, Chordata, Aves, Casuariiformes, Dromaiidae. The record is from RefSeq and is a predicted model, not a curated record. Bases 1 to 2646 code for a protein of 881 amino acids.